CACACAUUAUCCACAUAUAUUUAUUCCCACUCCGAAUCUCAUCCACAACUGGAAUAAACAUAUCUAUAACGUAUUUAUUUGUGUACAUUUCUAAUAUAUACCAUCCUUACAUCCGUUCAGUGGAACGAUGAGUCUAAGGGAUCUCAAUCUGACGAAGGAGCAGAUGCUAAAGCUUCAGCAGAUACUGGCAGAGGAAAUCAAGGACGAAAGCCAGCAGGAUCAGAAGGAGCUAUCGAAAGAAAGGAACAUAGCCAAGGCCCUGGAUAAUGUGCAAGUCUAUGUGGAGGCUGGUAAGCCAGAGGCUUUUGUCCAGCUGGAACAGCCGCUAUUGCACAAAUUUGACAUCACGCCAAAUGGAGUGGCCACUGGAUCUUCGGAAUCGAAUAUGUUCAAGCGGGCAGACGCCAAGGAAAUUGAUCGCUGGAAAUCGGACAAUGUGCUCAAGCUGGAUUGCAUUUCAGACGAGGACCGCGAGCAAUUAGGCCACAUUCAAACCGACGAAAGUACUGGCGAAACGUUCAUGCUCGUGCCCAUGGAGAUAAACGUACUCAUCGACGAAGCCGACAUAACUCCUGAUGCCUCCACAAAGCGUAUCACCGAACAGGACGCCUACAAGAAGGCGAAAGCUGGACACACCCUCUAUAUGCACCACGAAGACGAGCAUCCUUGCAAGUCGCCACAGGCCAACGGUUUGGAUCAGAAUCCUCAGGCUCAACAGACUAGCCCGGCUGCGGCAGAAAAUCAGGCCAACUACGACUACCACGUGCACACUUUCGAGGUGCCCAGAUUGAGUUUUCCCUUUGAACUCAAGUUUGACUCUGGUGAGAAGAAAUGUGAGGGUGGCAAAGUGGCUAAAUCAGGCGAGGUCUCGGGAAAUCCAGAUCACGACGCAAAUCCAGCAUCAGCUAAGCAUCAGGACGUCCAAAUAAAUUAAAGGAAGUAAAGUGCAAGCUAGAUGCAUCAACGUCAUUAAGGAAACCAUUUAGAACAAAAUUACUCACUAGUUUUCCUAACUUGGUCCCUCUCUUUGGCUAAAUCUUUGUCUUAAAUAUUAAAUAUUUCGUGAAACUAAGUACAAA
Molecule: messenger RNA, 1079 nt
Organism: Drosophila teissieri
Lineage: Eukaryota; Metazoa; Arthropoda; Insecta; Diptera; Drosophilidae
Exons: 1
Coding region: 128-934 (268 amino acids)
Source: RefSeq, a predicted model, not a curated record